GUGGGUAAACACACACUCUGCAUGGUGGUGUGUGUGUCUGUGUGUGUCUGUGUAUGUGUGACAGUGGUUUCAGACAGUUGUCAGACACACACACUCAGUGUCCGGUCACCAUGCUGUGCGCUCGGAUGUGGAGACGCCAGGUUCCUCUCCUGUGCAGCCGAGGAUCGUGGGUUCGAUCCCGGAGCCACGUCGCCGCUGGAGCCGCUGCCAGGCUGGACCUCAGCGGCAUCUACCCCCCCAUCGCGACCCCCUUCACCGCCGGGGAGGACGUGGACCACCGGGCGCUGGAGGGCAACCUGCAGAAGUAUGCCCGGAUCCCGUUUAAAGGUCUGGUGGUGCAGGGCUCCAACGGAGAGUACCCCUACCUGACGGAGGAGGAGCGGGUGGAGGUGGUGAAGACGGUCAGACGCUCGCUGCCCGCCGGCAAACUGCUGAUGGCCGGAUCAGGCUGUGAAUCCACCCGAGCCACGCUGCAGCUCACGGAGAAGAUGGCGGCGGCCGGCGCCGACGUCGUCCUGGUGGUGAAUCCCUGCUUCUACAAGGGGAAGAUGGACGCUCGCGCUCUGAUCCAGCACUUCACUAAGGUGGCGGACAGCAGUGCGGUGCCGGUGGUGCUCUACAGCGUUCCGGCCAACACCGGACUGGAGCUGCCGCUGGACGCCGUCGUGCAUCUGUCUCAGCAUCCGAACAUCGUGGGCCUGAAGGACAGCGGAGGAGACAUCACGCGGCUCGGCCUGAUUGUUCACAGAACCAAGGAGCAGGACUUCCAGGUGCUGGCGGGCUCGGCCGGGUUCCUCAUGGCGGCCUACUGCGUCGGUGCGGUUGGGGGCGUGUGUGCGCUGGCGAACGUCCUGGGCCCCGAGCUGUGCGAGCUGGAGCGUCUGUGUGUGUCCGGCCUCUGGGAGGACGCCAGAGUCCUGCAGCAGCGCCUCAUCGAGCCCAACGCCGCCGUGACCAGGAAGUUGGGAGUUCCCGCCCUCAAACAGGCGAUGGAGUGGUUUGGUUUCCACGGCGGCGCCUGUCGCUCGCCGCUGCAGCCGCUGAGCGAGGCCGAGACGCAGCAGCUGAGAGGAGACUUCACGUCCAACGGCUGGCUGUGAGCUGUGUGUGUCUGUGUGUGUGUGUGUGUGUGUGUGUGUGUGUGUGUGUGAGAGAGAGUGUGUGUGUCUUCACUUGUAUCUGUUCAGUCCUCAGGUCCGUGUGACACGUGGUCGACGAACAGCAAGAGAAUAAAUCUGAUUCUGCCUCACAGCUCAAAAAUCUCCCAAUAAAUCAACUUUCUUCUGAUUUGAAGUUAACGUGUAAAAUUAAAUAACUGCAACUUUAAUUUUACUUUAUGUUAACGAUUCAAUGUGUUUUACGUGUUCUGCCUCUUCAUUAAUGUCUGUGUCAGAAAAUCACAUUUAAAUGUUCAGGAGGAAUUGUUGUUGAAGAAGUGAUGAUGAAUCGAUCUGUGUGCGACUCGCUGCUCAAACAAUAAUAAAACACACAAUAAGCAACACAA
Molecule: messenger RNA, 1504 nt
Organism: Limanda limanda (common dab)
Lineage: Eukaryota; Metazoa; Chordata; Actinopteri; Pleuronectiformes; Pleuronectidae
Gene: hoga1
Product: 4-hydroxy-2-oxoglutarate aldolase 1
Exons: 8
Coding region: 54-1100 (348 amino acids)
Biological process (GO): N-acetylneuraminate catabolic process
Molecular function (GO): 4-hydroxy-tetrahydrodipicolinate synthase activity; N-acetylneuraminate lyase activity
Source: RefSeq, a predicted model, not a curated record